CUCGUCUAAUACGGAGCCAGUUGUCACAUAUUUACAAUCUGGCAUACCGGUUUGUCAUCAAAACAUAAAAUGAAUGUAUCGUGCGUGAUAUGUAGUGAGUUAUUGACACCAUCCGGCGAUAUUUGUUGUACAUUAUGUGGGCACAUAUUCCAUUAUGCGUGCUUGCAGUCGUGGCUUAAAAGGUCAAAGACUUGUCCACAAUGUCGGGUAAAAACAACUAAUCAGAGAAUAAAGAGAAUAUAUCUCAACUUUUCAAAUGAUGACAACGUCGUAAAAGAUUCUGUAUCCUUGCAGAACGAAGUUGACAUCUUGAACGUCCAGCUAAAACUAAGAAAUGACGAGCUUAAUAAACUUACAAAGGACAAUGUUAAAUCGAGGAAUGAAAUAGCUCACUUAAAACAGAAAAUUUUUGAAGUUGAACAUAAAAUAAGUAGCACAAAUAAAAUAAUUCUUAUACAGAAAGGACAGAUUAAAUGUUAUGAACUACUAUGUUCAAACAUAAAGGAAGAGAAUGAAAAGUUGAAAGAAAAAAUCAAAUAUUUCCAAAAGGAACUUGGCAGCAUACAUGAGUUGGGGGAAAAAUAUAGAAAUGAACAGCAAAAAGAUAUGCAUGUUUCCAAAAAAAAACAAUGUUUAGUACAGGAAUGUGGCAAACAAAAAAUUGAAAAAAAAAUUAAAACGCUGUGA
This is a messenger RNA of Cyphomyrmex costatus, 687 nucleotides long. RefSeq names its product E3 ubiquitin-protein ligase TRAIP. Gene Ontology annotation, biological process: replication fork processing; protein ubiquitination. Bases 70 to 687 code for a protein of 205 amino acids. Lineage: Eukaryota; Metazoa; Arthropoda; Insecta; Hymenoptera; Formicidae. Gene Ontology annotation, molecular function: ubiquitin protein ligase activity. Gene Ontology annotation, cellular component: nucleus; site of DNA damage. The transcript has 4 exons. The record is from RefSeq and is a predicted model, not a curated record.